CUUCGUCAGCAUUUUUUUCUAAAGCAUGACACGAGUUUUACAGUUGCUCGCAAAGAAAGAGAGAGAGAAAUAUUAAAGUGAAAUCAAAGUGAAUGAAAAAAAUUUGACAAAACAAUAAAGCAAAAAAGCAAAAAAAAAUUAAUUCUAGAGAAAUGGCCGGUGCAACGAUGUUGGCGGUGUCUAUGACAAAUCGAAAUGAAGGCAUCAAUCAGCUUAAUGCAAUUGUUUCCGAUCCAAGUAUCGCCGAUGAUGAUGAGGAUAAUAUUCGUAUUAAGGAACAAGGCAUCCUUCAAUUGGGUGAACUUUAUAAAAAAGAGGGAAAAGCUAAAGAAUUAGCUGACCUUAUCAAAGCAACUAGGCCUUUUCUUAGUCUCAUCAGCAAGGCAAAAGCUGCCAAACUCGUCAGGUCCUUGGUCGACUUUUUCCUCGAUUUAGAAGCUGGUAUUGGUAUUGAGGUUCAACUAUGCAAAGAAUGUAUAGAAUGGGCAAAAGAGGAACGUCGAACAUUUUUGCGACAAUCAUUGGAGGCAAGAUUGAUUGCACUUUAUUUCGAUACGGGAAUGUUUAGCGAUGCAUUGCAAUUGGGCUCGGCGCUUCUUAAGGAACUGAAAAAAUUGGAUGAUAAACAAUUACUCGUUGAAGUUCAACUUCUCGAGAGUAAAACUUAUCAUGCACUUAGUAAUCUAUCGAAAGCAAGGGCAGCAUUGACUAGUGCACGUACAACAGCAAAUGCCAUUUACUGCCCACCAAAAAUGCAAGCCGCACUUGAUCUUCAAUCGGGCAUUUUACAUGCAGCUGACGAACGAGAUUUCAAGACUGCCUAUUCCUAUUUUUACGAAGCAUUUGAAGGAUAUGACAGUGUGGAAUGUCCAAAAGCAUUGACCGCACUCAAGUAUAUGUUACUGUCGAAAAUAAUGUUACGAACACCAGAAGACGUUCAAUCAAUAAUGUCAGGUAAAUUGACGGUGAAAUAUGCGGGCAAAGAUUUGGAUGCAAUGCGUUCAGUCGCUGAUGCAAGUCAUAAACGUUCAUUAGCCGAUUUUCAAGCCGCUGUUAAACAAUAUCGACAGGAACUCGAGGAGGAUGUUAUUGUUCGAGCUCAUCUUGGAUCACUAUACGAUUCAAUGUUGGAACAAAAUCUUUGUCGUAUCGUCGAACCUUAUUCGCGUGUGCAGGUGGCUCAUAUAGCUACAUGCAUAUCAUUACCAAUCGCUCAAGUUGAAAAAAAAUUGUCUCAAAUGAUACUCGAUAAGAAAUUAAAAGGUGUCUUGGAUCAGGGCGAAGGUGUACUUAUUGUUUUCGAAGAUACGCCUCGCGAUAAAACUUAUGAAAUAGCACUUGAUACGAUACACAGCAUGGGAAAAGUUGUCGACACUCUUUAUCAGAAAGCCAAGAAGCUCACCUAGCCUUAUUUAAUAUAAUUUUAUAUAUAAAAAAAAAAACAAAACAAAUCUAUUAUAAUAAUAAUUAUUAUUAUCGAUUAGCUAACGUCAUUAAAAACUAUUAAUUAA
Molecule: messenger RNA, 1511 nt
Organism: Leptopilina boulardi
Lineage: Eukaryota; Metazoa; Arthropoda; Insecta; Hymenoptera; Figitidae
Gene: Rpn6
Product: 26S proteasome non-ATPase regulatory subunit 11
Exons: 5
Coding region: 153-1406 (417 amino acids)
Biological process (GO): ubiquitin-dependent protein catabolic process
Cellular component (GO): proteasome regulatory particle, lid subcomplex
Molecular function (GO): structural molecule activity
Source: RefSeq, a predicted model, not a curated record